This is a messenger RNA of Bactrocera oleae (olive fruit fly), 5295 nucleotides long. Its product is annotated as cytokine receptor. Gene Ontology annotation, biological process: cell-cell adhesion. Gene Ontology annotation, molecular function: protein binding. NCBI's taxonomy places the organism in Eukaryota, Metazoa, Arthropoda, Insecta, Diptera, Tephritidae. The record is from RefSeq and is a predicted model, not a curated record.
AAUAAACAAGUUUUGACUUUUAGCACAAGUGUCUGCACUUUGGAUAAACACAGCCAUUCACAGUAGAAUUUCUUGCGAUUAAUAAAAAGUCUACUCAGUAUCGAUUAUCAUUUGGUAUAUAUCGUGUUAUAUCAGUAAACAUAUAAGAAGGUCGUAAACCGCGCAAGCACAAAAUAAAACGAUGAAACAAUCUAAAAUAUGCACACACCGUCGAUAGGUGUUUUUGAAGUUGUUUUGUUAGUGUGGAAACAAUUCAUAACUACUCAAAUGAAUUAAUAUUCUACAGUGCCUUAGUGUCAAAUAUAUGUUUUAUUUAAACAAAAUAAUAAAGAUUUAUAACAUGAGUGCUUUACAAACAGCAGAAUUAAUUGAAAUUGAGUUUUAGGCGUCAGAAAAUAGCGAUAAAAAAUAUUUAGUGGUGCUGCGCCGUAAUGGAGGCGAUAUUCAUGUGCGUGUCAAAUCCUUAAAUUUCACAUUUCAAAUAGUCUGUGUUCUUUGCAAAUUCAUUCAUUGAGUUAUCUGGCUUUCGUAUCGCUUUAUCAAUUACCAAAUUCGAAGAAUAUUAUCAUCUAACACAGGAAAUACGCCGAGCUAUGAGUUUCAGAUGUCUUCUACUCGCUAUUUUUUAUUGCAUAUGUACACUAUGUACAAUCUCCAACAUUUUUGCGCAAUCACCAGGUGAAACCAGUCCUCGGAUUAUAAUCGAAAUCGGUCACAAUGCGAACAUCACUUGUCGCAUGAAUUUGAAAAUGUUUGACGGUGAAAAUAGUUCGUCAUUAUACUUCACCUCCGAUGAACCAGAACAAGAAGUUGUGCAUACUAAUAUAAGAAUCAUUAACGCAACAACGAUUGUUUACAUGCUGCGCAACGCGAGCGAGCAGUUUACGACUUACACGUGUAAAAGUGGUCAAUAUGCAAUUUCAAGCACGGACGUCAUUGUGGGUACCAAGCCCACAGAGGUUAAAGAUUUCAACUGCCAGGCAUUUGACUUCACCUACAUGACGUGCGCGUUUACAAUACCACAAAAUAUGGUUCCAACCACAUAUAAUUUGAAAUAUAUAACACAAAAUGCUAAUUACAUACUGAAUUGUGUAAAGUUGGUGAAAGAAGGCGACAAAGCCACUUGUAACUUUACACUGGAGGAUGGCAGCUAUAAGCCCAACUUUGAGUUUUACAAUUUUCGCUUGACAAGCAACAAUACAUUGGGCGCGCUUACACAGAAUUUCACCAUAAAUCACAAAGAAAUUGUUAAACCCGCUAUUAGCAACUUCCACAUUGAGGACAUCUCAACAAACGCCUGUGUGCUGAAUUGGGAAAUGGAGCGUUACUCUUCGUAUAAGCUAAAUCGUUUGCAAAUGGAGGUGCAUUUACAAUCACCGCACUAUGAAAGCACGAAGACCUUCACUUGCAUGAAAUGUAACAAUCGCGAAAUAUUUAAUUUGUCCAUCGACGAUCUGCCUUACGCAUACUACGAAUACAAUAUAAGUUUGCGCAUUAAGAUGAGAAUGCCAGCGGCAACUUGGAGCGAUGCAUAUAGCAUUGUUUUCCGCACGCUGCCGCUGGCGCCCGAAAUGUCGCCCGAAGUGGAUGUGAGCAGUUUCUACUUGAACGCCACGCAUCUGCGUUUGUUUUGGUAUCCCACGGCGGAGUAUCAUCGAAACGGCUCGAAUUUUCAUUAUAUUGUGAAGCUUUUGCAACAGGAUGGCGCUGCAGUAAAUCAGCCAGCGCUGCAUACGGUAGUGCCCACUGUGGCUUUUCCCUGGAACAGCGCGCACAGUUAUGAUUUCAGCAUCUGGAGUGGUAAUGAGAUGGGCGUGUCUUUGCGUAGUAGUCGCAUAUAUGUGCCUGCGCUGCAGAAAAACUACGACAGCCGUACGCCACUGGGUAUAAGAAAUGUGUAUCACUCUUUGGAUCGCACCUAUACGUUGCUCUGGAAUGCGCCGGAAGAUUGGAAGCGCGUAGAGAAUUAUACAGUUUUUUGGUGUCAACCCAAAAGUGUGGCGUCGAAUGAGUGUCACAACAUUAUCGGAUUUACGCAGCUAGAUAAGAACGCGCUCAACUUCUCAAUACAGCAGAGUGAAUCGUUGGUCUUAGCAGUUGCGGCCAAUUAUCGCGAUUAUUACACGGGCAUGCACUGGGCAAAGUGCACGGCAGACGUAUUAAAUGAUCUUGAGAAAUUAGAACCAGAAAUUGAAAUAAAUGCAUAUUCGAUAACCGCACGAUGGAAGUCGGAGCAUGUGUGCGCCUCACUUAUCAAAGGCUAUACAAUUAACUACUGCCAAACGAAAUCCGCGAAGAAACCAAAGUGUUCGGCUAAACUCGAACACAUUAAUGUGGACAAAGGAGAAAACAAAUAUGAGAUUGCUGGGCUAGUACCAAACUCGCACUAUCAAAUGCAGAUGUAUAUGUACUCGGACCUAAAGGAGGGACCAAUAAGCGAUAUGCUACACAUCCAAACGAAGGAGGCCGCGCCCACACCACCAAGAAACCUGACAUUCGCACACAUAACAAGUCAGUCGGUGUCGCUGUCAUGGCAGUCGCCGCAAGAGGCUAACGGCAAAAUACGCUACUAUAUUGUGACUUAUAAUCGCGAAAAUCUAACUGUGCCCUGCAAUAACUUAAGUGGUUCGCACUGCUUCGGUGCGAGCAAGCGUAGUGAACGUUACGGCAUUGAGUAUUUAUCGUACACGCUGCAAAACCUAAGCAGUUUCACUAACUACAAAAUUUGCAUAAAAGCAUUCACGGUUGCUGAAUCGCUGCCCAGUAAUUGUGUGUAUGUAAAAACACACGUUGGCGUGCCCAGCAGUCCCACACAGAUCAAAGUUGACAGUGCAGGCGACAUUGCGAUACGUUGGCAUGAGCCCGAAGUGCCAUCGGGACGUGUAGACUACUAUGAAGUGAUUGUUGAAGCCAAAUUGCGGCAAGUUAUCGAAGGUCGUUAUAUUUCGCGCAUAAAAACGGGCAGGCUAUGCACUAUAAGAAAGAAUUGCGAUAAUGAGAAUUUCGAGUAUACAAUUAGCUUACGCAGCGUUAAUAUCGCCUAUGCGAAUGAAACCGAUACAAAACUGUCGCAGCACUCCAAAAAGCAUUCCGACGAUGGCCAUUAUGUAUCGUCCGACAAUUAUGAGUUGGGUUGCGCUGAGGCGGCGCCCAUGUCACCGGUAAUUGCGAGUAUUGAAUACACCGAAUAUAGAUCGGUUGAGGUGUACGUCUUCAACAACUUUUGUACUCCACCAGCUAAAGCUGAUAGCAAAUUAUGGAUUAUUAUAUUUUGUAUAAUAAUGGGCGCUUCAUUCAUAUUCAUAUGUGGUCUGCUCAUCUAUAGACGAUGUCAUGCAAUGGCUUCUAUUAACUGCAAGAUACCAGACAACUUGGAAGAUUUGGUUAAUCGCACCGAAGACAAAUUGCGUGAACAUGAGAAGUUUAUGAGCUCCUCUACCAAACCAAAUCAUUAUAAUAGCGAAAAUGGCAGUUUACUAACAAGCAUUUCAAAUGAUUCCAAUUACUCUUACAAUGGCACACGUUCUUCGGCCACAACAAAAAUUAGUUAUUGUGAUAGCAAUACGGGCGAUUAUUGUGACAGCCAUGCGACCGAUUACUGUAUACAAGAUCCUUUGACAUUACCCAACGCGGAAUUGCUAACGACCGUGCCCGAAACGGGCUACAUGGCAAUGACCACGCCGCUAAACCACGAGCCGGCUCAAAUGAAAUCCACAAAUGUGGGUAAUACUUGUAUGUUGGAUAACGGUUAUGUGCUACAGAAUGCAUUGCCAACGAAUGCCAGCGAAAAGCCAUUCAUGAUCGCCUUUGCUGCAGACGAUGGUUACGUACAUCCGAAUAAUAAUCGGCAGUCCUUCAAAAAUGCGGCUAUAACUAGCACAAAUUAUGUAACCACUAUGAGGUAGAAGAAAUAGCGACGAGCGAAAAGUGUUAAAUAUACACUGUUAUGGCGUACCAAAAAGUAAUAGCAAGUGACUUUUGCUUCUGCGUAGCGCCGAGCGUACACGCGCAUGUGCACUAUGUGGAGACUUUGCAAAAAUAAUGCUGCUCUCCACAUAGCACAAGUGAACGCAGAAAUAAAGUCAGACGUGCCUAUUAUUUAUUAAUUAUAGCACACAGGUGUCCUUUUCUAACAACAAAAACAACAAAGUGAAACGAAGAAGUGCGAUUAAAUUGUUAGGAAACUGAAAGCUUAAUAUUUUUAAUUUGCUUCACAGCAUUUAACAUUCUAAUUGUUAUGUAUUAUUUGUUUUAAAAUUCUAACGAAAGUAUAAAACACACCAAAAACAAAAAAACAACAACAAAAAAGGAAAGUGGUGGUCACAAAUCACAUUGUACUACAAUACAUCACAACGGUAUUAGUGAAUAUUUAUUAUAGCUUUAAUUAACAGUGAAUUGGCGUUUAUAAUUAGACAACGAAGACUAGCAAAUAGCAGAAAGUCGUAUGGAAUUUCAUAACCUCAAUUUCCUAUAAUUUAAUAUAAACUACAUAUGAUAUACCUCUAUAUGUAUGUAUGUUAUAUGGUAUACGAGUCUAUACUAGGCUGUCUGUUAUUUCCCAAGUUGAUUUUUUUUUUGAUCAGACGCUCCCGGAAGUUUCAGUUUUUGCCCUAAAAAGAAUUAUCCAAGAAAACAAAUUUUUUAUUCUCAAUUCUAACCUUGCUUGCCUAAAUCUUUUUAUUUUUCUCCUUGUAUUUAACAUGGGAUUUUUUGAUAUUUUGCAAUAAGCAAGUAACUUUACAGCUUUGAAAAAAUGAUAUACUAAACUAAAAUUUUCCGCUUUACAUAAAACGUCUUAGAAUAAUUUUUAUAAAAAAAUUCCCUUAAAAGUUAUAAGUAGUCAAAGUCAAACAUUAAAUGUGCGUUCAUACAAGUGAAUUACACAUUUUGUGUUGCUCAUACGACAUGGUGUACUGUAUGAAUUCAGUACAUUUGAUGCAUAACUUUAGCUGCGCAUAACUUUUAAAGCAGUGGUUUUGUGGCAAAAAUUAUUAGGCUUUUUUUUGUAGAGCGGAAAAUUUUGUAUAUUAAUAUCAAGGAUGUAGGUUUACUUGCUUAAUAUUAAAAAAAAUUCCAUGUAAUAUACUUGAGAAAUGAAAUAUGAUUUAGGCAGGGUGUAAAUUGAAAAUUUAGCGCUUAUUUAUGUUAGAUAAUUCUUUUUAGGGCAAAAUCGUCUGCGAAAAAGCAUAAAAUUUGGGAAAUAACGGAAAUUCUUAUAUAUAUUUACCUCGCCUAGCGUGAAUGCAUUACAAGCCAAAUUCACUGUUCAAAAACGAAGUGCAGCUACAAAUAUAA